AUGGAGGAAUUGGAAGAAAGACAAAAUCUGAUGGACAUGUUGGAUAGGUUCGAGCUGAAAGAUGCUUCUGAUAGAUGGAUAUGGAGGGGAGGAAAGAAUAAGAUCUUUUCGGUACAAAGUGUUAAAGAAUUUUUAAGAAGAGAGAUUGAUGUUAGUGAUCGGUUUAUAUUUGAAUGGCCGAAAUGGACGACGAGAGACUGUAACAUAUUCAUGUGGCGAGUUUCUAUGGAUAGACUCCCAACUAUGGUGGCACUAAAGAAUAGGAAGGUUGAGUUUGGCAACGUGGGAUGCUUACUCUGCGAAGCUGUGGAAGAAACUCUUGAACAUAUCUUAUGCUCAUACGAUUUAGCUACCUCCAUUUGGUAUAGGAUAAGCAUUUGGUGUAAGGUGAGACCCCUCUUCUUUUUCUCCAUCAAAGACAUUUUUGGUUUGGAGGAGCACUUGGGUCUUGGGAAAAAACAUAAGAAGAUCUUUAAAGGCAUUCUCUAUGUGACGUGUUGGUACUUAUGGCGAGCAAGAAACCGCAGAAGGUUCAAUGACGAGACAAUAAGGGUCGAAAAAGUGUUCCAAGAGAUCAAGGCCACUAGUUACUUUUGGUUAAGAAAUAGAAUGAAGAAAUGUACAGUUAGCUUAAAAGAUUGGAAUACGUUUAAUAUUAUGUAG
Molecule: messenger RNA, 663 nt
Organism: Erigeron canadensis
Lineage: Eukaryota; Viridiplantae; Streptophyta; Magnoliopsida; Asterales; Asteraceae
Exons: 1
Coding region: 1-663 (220 amino acids)
Source: RefSeq, a predicted model, not a curated record